AUUAUAGUAUUUGUGAUUUGGUUUCCGGGUUGUGUUUCAUGUUUACAUAUGUUCACAAAACGAAUUUCUUCAUAAUUUAAUCAAUCUUCCAUUGAGUGUUAAUAUACAGUUUAAAAAUUUAUAAAAAUUAAUAAAUAAAAAUGGAGCACCCGAUUUGGUUUACUUCAACUGAUGGCUUGACUAAUGGAAUCAACCUGUGCAAUCAGAGCCUUUCCGAUGAAUGUUUCGUCAGCAUUAUUGAGUAUCUUUUUACCACAAUUGAUAGUCCCAAAGAUAUUACAAAUAAUGACUGUAUAGCCGACGUCCAACAGCUGCAGCUUGCUUCAGGUUUCGAUGAGCCACAAUUUCAGGUGGUGUUGAAAACGCUAGGCUAUCUGGUUAAAAGGUCGCUCAAAUUUAUGCUAAAACCUUCCACCCUGCAAACGGAUCUUCGGCAGCGGCUUCAGCUGAACGAGGCAAAGGCAAACGCAUUCGUCAAGUGUUGGAUACAGGCCACCAAAAUUAUUCUGGAUUCACUGGAAUCAGAUCAGCAGUCUGCGGAAAACCCCGGUGGCACAUCAAAUCAGCUGGAAGAUGUUUCCUGGAAGGUUCGGGCUCAGCUGUCUUCGGAGCCCCGGCAAAAGGAUAAACUAGCACUUGGUCAGCUAGAGCUAAGAACGACUAAAAAUGUGAUCAAUUUGGAGCUAAACUGUGACGAGAUUGUUGAGCUGUACAACCAGUUGGAAAGGAUACAGGUUGAAUUGGAUGCUGUGGCGUCCAGGGGCUGAUGAAAUGCAUUUUUUGUUUGAAUUUAUUUUUAGUAUGACGUAAAACGAUAAUUAACAGAUUGAUUUAAAAAAAUGUCCUUUGAUCCGAUCUGACCUUAAAUUUGGCAUGCGACAUUCUGGGGGGCCUAGGAAUCAUUGAAGU
Messenger RNA from Uranotaenia lowii, 909 nucleotides. Its product is annotated as COMM domain-containing protein 10-like. Lineage: Eukaryota; Metazoa; Arthropoda; Insecta; Diptera; Culicidae. The transcript has 2 exons. Bases 141 to 767 code for a protein of 208 amino acids. The record is from RefSeq and is a predicted model, not a curated record.